Molecule: messenger RNA, 881 nt
Organism: Bombus impatiens (common eastern bumble bee)
Lineage: Eukaryota; Metazoa; Arthropoda; Insecta; Hymenoptera; Apidae
Exons: 5
Coding region: 144-821 (225 amino acids)
Source: RefSeq, a predicted model, not a curated record
UUUUUUUUCGCGAAGAAAUUUCUGCCGAGACAAAUUUUCCUUCGAAAUCCGUUGAUUUCGUCGAUAAAAAUGAAGAUUAACCAGAGACCCAUGUAAAUCCUGAUUGUAUGCUCUAACUCGCGAUUAAAUUACCGGUAUACACGAUGACCACCGCGUUGGAAAAUUUUAUCACGAUCACUCAUCGUGACUUUAAUUGGCCGUAUCCUGUACCUCUUAUUACGAAACCGGCACAACCACCGAAGAGUACGGGAAUUCGAUUAUACACCCCUAGAAUCGAUCCCGAGGAUUGUUCGUGCGACGAACAUGGCCAACAGAGUAAUAAGGAUAGAUACAAAUACCUGGCUGACAAGGAACGACAAUUUCUGGACCAACUGAAGAAAGUGAACAGUGAAAUGACGAAUCUCACGAAGGCUAUGCUAGACGCUAACUGCGAGCCAAUGGACGAGACGAUGAAGAGUAUUUAUAAAACGGAUUACGCGAAGAGAGGAUUGCCUAUCAAAGUGUACAGACAACUACAGGCUGCGGUCGACUCAUCGUACUGUUCACCUUUUCCGGCGGAAGUUACGAAAAUAAAGGAGGGUUACAGAGAUCCAACGAGAUUUCGAUACACCGCCAUCGAAAGACCGCAUAUUCAGCCAGCCAAAACGAUUAAUUUGUUCCAAGUUCCAGAAUCUUUCUCUAUGUGGGAGACACCUUUCACCGGUCGCUCGGAAUACAUGGAUACUAUCAGCAAGAUGGGUCUCAGUAACAUAAAAAAUCGACAACAAUAUCUGGAACCGCUACCUUCGUCAAGAAGAAGAUUUGGGGACUGUAAAUUAUAAAUUCGAAUGAUAAAAAUUUCUCUCAUCGACCAGACACUAUCGAUUUCUCAAAUAUUUUAU